Messenger RNA from Pieris macdunnoughi, 543 nucleotides. The record is from the annotation of a GenBank genome assembly. Lineage: Eukaryota; Metazoa; Arthropoda; Insecta; Lepidoptera; Pieridae.
AUGGUAAGAGACGAUUCACAUUUGGCUACAAAGUUAACACUGAGAUUUCAAUGUUGUGUGUUGUGCUGUGAUAUAAUUAUGUUAGAGAAAUUAAUUGUUGUUUUUAUAUUUUGUUGGAUUUACAGCGUAAAUAGCGGAGUUUUUAAACGGUCUACUUGCGAAGAGAACGAAAUAUACGCAGAAUGUCACCUCUGUGGUCCAGAAAGAUGCUCCCAACUUGGGUUCCCAGCGCCAUGUGGUGGUACCGCAUGCAAGCCACGGUGUGUAUGUAUAGACGGAUUUGUUCGAGAUGAUGAUGGAAAAUGUAUUCCAAAGAUGGAGUGCCCGUCAUGUGGUGGAGACAAAAACGCGAUUACCGGUUGCAGCAACCACUGUGGUAACACAUGCUCCGACUUCCGGGAGGUAAAUAAAACCUGCCUUUCCGGAUGCCACUAUAACGGCUGCAAUUGCAAGCCUGGAUUUGUUUUUCAUGAAAAGUUGAACCACUGUGUUUUACCAAAUAAUUGUUGUGAGUUUAUUAUUAUUGUUUAUAAGGUUUACUAG